AUGACCGGACGAAAUUCCACAUUGCUGACAUGGAUGCUUUUUAUAUGGCUAUACUGCUCUAUAACACUCUUCUUAGGGGCACUGGCCUUCAACUGCAGCUCAUUCGUUAUUUAUUCGCCAGCUGGUGCAGACUUGCUGCGCAAAAAUUGUCCAGUUAUCACAGGCCAUGUUGCUAUUGGUCCACUCAAUGACAAUAGCACGACCCAACACAUCAAUCUGGAUGGUGUUGAGGUGAUCGAAGGCACUCUCGGGGGCUAUUGGACUAGCAUAUACGACACACUUGAUACCCAGCCCUACUUCACACUUUCUAGCUCAACUUUGACCGAAGUGGGCGCAAUCGAAUUUGGAUCAUCUCCCACGAAACUUCAGAACCUCACUCUCCCAAAUCUCAAAACUGUGGACACCGGAUUCUCACUAGGCCACGAUGCACCCGAUAUGACCUAUCUAGAUAUCGCAAACUUGGAAUCUGUCAGCUACUUCACUUUGAGUGCCCCCAAUAUCACCACUUUCCGACACAAGAGCCUACGCAAUGCGACAAGCGUCCAGGUAUACGCGACAAAAAUCGACUCGCUUGAUAUUCUAUCUGAUUCUCGCCUCAACCUCUCUGCAGUCUACAUUAGCGGGCCAUUGCCAAACCUCAACAGUCUGACCUUUGGGUUUUUAUACGUCGAUGACUUCUCCAUCUAUGCCAAUUCAUCCGUGACGUUGGGUAGCCCUUCAGCAACAAACAUGACAAUCGGAACUCUGUCUCUUGCUGGUGGUGUAUCAGAUCUCAAACGCAGCCCGAAGCUGGCGUCCCUCAAAGCCGAUUCUCUACUAUUGUCUAGCGAUAUUUCCAUUCCACAUUUAGAGAUUCCAUUCGAUGAUCUCCGCUAUCUAAAGCUUGAGCAAUUUCGGGGGACUCAUCCUGUUCAAGACAUCACUCUACCCCCACAAGCCGUGAACUGGACAGGCGGCUUCGAUGUGCAAAUUACCGGUCCACAAAACUUGAAUCUGACCUCGAUGUACCGUACAAACGACCAAAAUAAGCGCGUCCAAACCUGGUACUGGCCAACAAACAUCUCGUCGAUUUCCAUUAGCGGUUGCCUCAUCAGCAACGCAUUCUUUGAUACAUUUGUCGCACAGCAAAAUUCCUCUUUGAACAGCACUCCACCGCCAUCAGUGUUGACGAGCUUUUCGGUAUAUCCGUCCAAGAACAGUACUGAUUUCAAUUGCGCACCCUUCCAAGAGCUAUUGGACAAGGGCCGUCUACUAGGCUAUAAGUCUAAUCUUAUGUGUAGUAACUCCACAAAAUCCAGUGGCAGUACUUUGAUUGAUACACCAAGCCCGCUUCGUCUUGCUGGAGUCGCCGCUCUCGGCGCAGCUAUGUGGAUGGUAUGA
Penicillium nucicola is the source of this 1380-nucleotide messenger RNA. RefSeq lists its product as uncharacterized. The record is from RefSeq and is a predicted model, not a curated record. The transcript has 3 exons. The coding region runs from base 1 to 1380 and encodes 459 amino acids. Lineage: Eukaryota; Fungi; Ascomycota; Eurotiomycetes; Eurotiales; Aspergillaceae.